GCCGGCGGCUAUUCAUUCAUUAAAUUUUUUUAUCACUAAGAAAUUAAAAAGAAAUUUUUUGUUAAAAAAAGAAAAAAAACAGACUGGAAUGUGACUCGUGUCAUGGAGGUCAAGCCUCCGCCUAGAAGACACGCAACGAAUUCUCAUUUUCCACUCUCUCUUACAGCAUUCUUUUUUGACCCAUCAUCCUCUUUUUCAUCGCCGUUUCUCUUACUAUCACCAACUCUCUCUCUCUCUCCCUGAAUUUUGGACACAGAUCUUCAUCUCCACAAAAUGCGCAAUUUCAAUUUCUUCCACCGUUUCUCCAAAACCUUCCGUGACUACGAUUCUCAGUUCAAGCUUGUCCUCCUCUGCACCACCGUAAGUGGCGGUGGCCUUUUGGCAUACGGUGAGGCUGUUGCUACAUCUGAAGCGGCGGUACCUGAGAAGAAAAAGGUGUUGGUGCUGGGAACUGGUUGGGCAGGAACGAGUUUCUUGAGGAAUCUUAAUGAUCCUCGAUAUGAGGUUCACGUUGUCUCUCCUCGGAAUUAUUUUGCAUUCACUCCUUUGCUGCCCAGUGUUACCUGUGGCACCAUCGAGGCUCGCAGCAUUGUUGAACCCGUCCGCAAUAUCUUCAGGAAGAAACAUGUGGACUCUCGAUUCAGUGAAGCAGAAUGUAUCAAGAUUGAUGCAGUAAACAGAAAAGUUUACUGUCGAGCUAAUAUUAACAAUAAUUCGAAUGAAAAAGAUGAAUUCGUUGUGGACUAUGACUACUUAAUCAUAGCUGUGGGGGCUAAUGUCAACACAUUUAAUACUCCUGGAGUCACGGAGAAUUGUCAUUUCUUGAAGGAAGUUGAAGAUGCGCAGAGGAUUAGAAGAACUGUAAUUGACUGCUUUGAGAGAGCAAGUUUGCCUAGUGUAAGUGAUGAAGAAAAAAAGAGAAUUCUUCAUUUUGCUAUUGUUGGAGGUGGUCCAACUGGAGUGGAGUUUGCAGCCGCACUUCAUGAUUUUGUCAGUGAGGAUUUGGUCAAAUUAUAUCCCGGGGUAAAAGAUUUAUUUAAAAUUACCCUUCUGGAGGCUGGAGGUCAUAUCUUGAGCAUGUUUGACAAAAGAAUAACAGCUUUUGCUGAAGAUAAGUUCCGCAGAGAUGGUAUUGAUGUGAAAACAGGAUCCAUGGUUGUGAAGGUAUCUGACAGAGAAAUUUCCACUAAAGAAAUGAAAAGUGGAGAAAUGACUUCAAUUCCAUAUGGAAUGGCUGUCUGGUCAACUGGUAUUGGCACUCGUCCAUUCAUAAAAGAUUUUAUGACACAAAUUGGUCAGAUUAACAGACGUGCCGUAGCUACUGAUGAAUGGUUGAGAGUUGAGGGAACCAAUAAUGUGUAUGCGCUUGGUGAUUGUGCUACAAUAAACCAGCGAAAAGUCAUGGAAGAUAUUGUGGCAAUAUUUAAGAAGACUGAUGCAGACAACUCAGGAACAAUUACGCUCAAAGAAUUUCAGGCGGUAAUGGAUGACAUCUUUGAAAGAUACCCUCAAGUGGAGCUAUUCCUAAAGAAUAAACAGAUGCAUGGCAUUGCUGAUCUUUUGGAAGAAUCCAAAGGAGAUGUUGAAAAAGAAUCUAUUGAAAUUAAUAUCGAAGAACUCAAAACUGCACUUUUCAAUGUGGACUCGCAGAUGAAAUUUCUUCCUGCUACAGCUCAGGUUGCAUCUCAGCAAGGAGCCUACCUGGCCAAGUGUUUUAACCGGAUGGAAGAGUGUGAAAAAAACCCAGAGGGUCCUAUUAGGUUCAGGGAAGAAGGUCGUCAUCGGUUCAAACCCUUCAGGUACAAGCAUUUAGGUCAAUUUGCUCCUCUGGGAGGAGAACAGACAGCUGCACAGCUACCUGGAGAUUGGGUUUCAAUUGGACACAGCAGUCAAUGGCUGUGGUAUUCUGUCUAUGCAAGCAAGCAAGUCAGCUGGCGCACAAGGGCAUUAGUGGUGUCAGACUGGAUGAGACGCUUUAUUUUUGGGAGGGACUCGAGUCAAAUCUGAUGGAUGUUGAAGUGCUCUUCGAUCUUGAAUUUAUUUCGAUAUAGGAAAUUUUCUGUUUCAAUUCCUGAUUCUUUGAAUAACGCAAGCAGACUCUCAGCUGGAAAGUCAGUGCUGGGAUUUAUUAUCACGCCUUGAGAAUUUUUACUUCAUGUACGAAUUUCUUACAUGCCCCUUUCCUUUUUGUUUUGUACUUUCGGUAUUGGAAUUGUGGCAUUAGUGGAUCUCCGAGUUUUGCAGAUCUAUUUCGGAGAUGCCGGAUGUUAACAUGUCAAAUUAUUACCGUUAUACUUCUGCUCAAGCUUUAGUGGAAUGAACUUGUAGAGUCAAUAAUCACUUUAAUACAUUAUUACAUUUCUUGUCUA
Lathyrus oleraceus (garden pea) is the source of this 2369-nucleotide messenger RNA. RefSeq names its product external alternative NAD(P)H-ubiquinone oxidoreductase B2, mitochondrial. The record is from RefSeq and is a predicted model, not a curated record. Gene Ontology annotation, molecular function: NADH dehydrogenase activity; calcium ion binding. The coding region runs from base 274 to 2007 and encodes 577 amino acids. Gene Ontology annotation, cellular component: mitochondrion. The transcript is spliced from 10 exons. Lineage: Eukaryota; Viridiplantae; Streptophyta; Magnoliopsida; Fabales; Fabaceae.